Molecule: messenger RNA, 2278 nt
Organism: Syngnathoides biaculeatus (alligator pipefish)
Lineage: Eukaryota; Metazoa; Chordata; Actinopteri; Syngnathiformes; Syngnathidae
Gene: clvs2
Product: clavesin 2
Exons: 6
Coding region: 169-1188 (339 amino acids)
Cellular component (GO): membrane
Molecular function (GO): phosphatidylinositol bisphosphate binding
Source: RefSeq, a predicted model, not a curated record
AUGAGGAAGACGAGGGUGUCGGUGAUGUAGCUGGUAGCAGGUGCUGCAGCCUGGUGCCGCAUUGCUUGCUCGGCCUCCUCCGUGGGGGAGAAGGCCCUGCGGAAAAAGAAGACGAAGACGAAGAGCGUCGGUGAGGUGACGGAAUAUCACCACCGGGCCCCCGCCGAGAUGACUCACCUGCAGGCCGGCUUGUCGGCGGCCACCCUGGAGAAGGCCAAAGCGGAACUGAAGGAAAACCCGGAGACGCUCCACCAGGACAUCCAGGAGGUGCGCGACAUGAUCAUCACCCGGCCGGACAUCGGCUUCCUGCGCACCGACGACGCCUUCAUCCUCAGGUUCCUGCGGGCCCGGAAGUUUAACCACUUUGAGGCCUUCAGAUUGCUGGCCCAGUACUUUGAGUACAGACAGCAGAACCUGGACAUGUUCAAGAACCUGAAGGCCACCGACCCCGGAAUCAAGCAGGCGCUCAAGGACGGGUUCCCCGGCGUGCUGGCCAACCUGGACCGGCACGGGAGGAAAAUCUUGCUCCUCUUUGCCGCCAACUGGGACCAGAGCAGGUACAUGUUUGUGGACAUCCUGAGGUCCAUCCUGCUGUCCCUGGAGUCCAUGAUCGAGGACGCCGAGCUGCAGGUGAACGGCUUCAUCCUGGUCAUCGACUGGAGCAACUUCACCUUCAAGCAAGCCUCCAAGCUCACGCCCAGCAUGCUCAGGCUCGCCAUCGAGGGCCUGCAGGACAGUUUUCCCGCCCGCUUCGGAGGAAUCCACUUUGUCAACCAGCCCUGGUACAUCCACGCCCUCUACACCGUCAUCAGGCCCUUCCUUAAGGACAAGACCAGGAAGCGGAUCUUCAUGCACGGCAACAACCUGACCAGCCUCCACCAGCUGCUGCAUCCGGAGAUCCUGCCGUCAGAGCUGGGCGGGAUGAUGCCGCCGUACGACAUGGGCACCUGGGCCAGGGCCCUGCUGGAGCACGCCUACGACGAGGACGCCGAACCGGACGCGGGACCCGACGGAGGACCGGAGGCCUACGCCGUCUCUGUGCAGGACCUGCACAGAGAUCUGGACAAAGACCUCUCGCCAAAGAACAUGAAGAGGUCCCAGUCGGUGGUGGAGCCCGGCGUCCUCAAGCGACCUGACAAGGCCAAAUGCGACGAGGACAACAUGCAGCCGCUGCUCUCGCUGGACUGAAAACAAACAAACAAACAAAAAAUCCCUCGGAACCUUCCGGAAACCACCUUUUGCGAGCGUCUCUGUGCGGAAUGCCUCAGAGAGAUUUCUUCCACUACCGACUUCCUGCCGGACUUCCGCGUUUCCCUCGUCAAGUGCCAAGUCCGCAAAAGUCCGACUUGGACUUCCGAGUGAUUGUCUUGGAACGAUUUCCGCACGGGAGCGACGGGACAAACGGAGAUUUGGACGCGAGCUUUUCUGACAGCUUUCAACCGAGGAGGAGCAAGAUGGCCGUCGAGACGGACCGGCAGGCAAACUUCCCUUUAUGGAAAAAAAAAAAAAAAAAAAAAAACAACCAAUAUUUUCAUUUGCUUCUGCACAAUAUCCGGCAUAACAUCAACCUCCAUUUUGAUUUUUGAUGAGACCAACCUCAAGCGGACGUCCCGUGACCCGUCAUCCGUGUUCGUAUCCCGCCAUAAUGACUCCUAAACAUAUGCAUAUUAACUACUAAUCCAUUAUCAACAAAAGUAUUACUAAUAGUAACAAUUAUCCAUUAGACUAAAAGUCCUUUUUCUUAAGCAUUAGCACUGCUGUGAUGCUAAUUGAAACUAAAAUAUAGAAGAUACUUCCUGUACCUUAGAAGCAUUUUAUCUGUGAUUUCUUUCUUGUUUUAAUCCAGUCCACAAUGCUCGCGUCCCUACCGUGGCACGCGCUAGCUAUUCAAAAGCUUAGCUAGCUAUGCGAAAAAGUCCAAAUGGCAUAUAAAUGCGAAAUUUUGAAUAAACAAAGACAAAAUGUUGCACGUACAUACUCGUGAUAUUGUGUCGUUUUAAUGCAGAUUAAAGCACUACGCAGACAUCCCACAAAAAAGGAUGCAAACGUAGCCCAGCGAAAAAGUCUAAAUAGCAUCUACAUGUACAUUUCUGAAAAAACAUAGCUAGAAUCUAGUAUACACUGCUCGUAGUUCAUGAUUAUCCAUCGACCCAUUUAUUUGUGAUGACUUUAUCAAAAUCCUGCUGAAAUUAGAGGGAAAUUGCAAAACGACCCAAUCUAAACUAAACCAAUCCUCAAAUGCUAUUCUACGUUCCAAUGCUAGCGAUAGCUAAACGGG